Messenger RNA from Phytophthora nicotianae INRA-310, 571 nucleotides. RefSeq lists its product as hypothetical. The record is from RefSeq and is a predicted model, not a curated record. Bases 50 to 571 code for a protein of 173 amino acids. The transcript has a single exon. Lineage: Eukaryota; Oomycota; Peronosporomycetes; Peronosporales; Peronosporaceae.
UGUUGACAGACUCCCGGGCGUGGCUUCCUUACUCCGACGUCACAAUGAUAUGCAGGCCCGAGGCCUCAUCUCAUCUGUACGUGAACCAUUGGAACAGCGUCAAUCAACAGCGAGAAAUAAUACGUUCGAAUACUGGACACCCCCGCGCCAAGCUCAAAGAUCGAGAGCUGCUAUUUCCCCGCAGUCAGAGUGGACGCCACUGCCUACAGGUCUCGGGAACAGCAACAAAAUGGAAGUUACGCAAGUUCCCGAGAGUAAGGCGUCACCGGUAAAGCGAGCGCCUGAACUCGUCCGUGGACGUAGCGAAUCGCGUCCCAAGGCCUCUCGGUAUCUGCGUGAGAUCGAUCGACGACGAAUCCUGAUGCGCAUCGCUCAGGGUGAAAAGCAGUCUGCAUUGGCAAAGGAAUACCAUGUGAGUCGAGCUGCGAUCUGCAACCUCAACAAACACCGAGCUGAAGUGCUUUCACGCAACCAUGAACAUCCUCUGGCUAAGCAUCCGAAGCGGAGAAUGCUUGCGAAGAGUAAACGACAGAAUACAACGGACAACCAGGCUAGUGGCUACAGCAGUUGA